This is a messenger RNA of Prunus dulcis (almond), 2270 nucleotides long. RefSeq names its product wall-associated receptor kinase-like 1. The transcript is spliced from 2 exons. The record is from RefSeq and is a predicted model, not a curated record. Gene Ontology annotation, biological process: protein phosphorylation; cell surface receptor signaling pathway. The coding region runs from base 120 to 2270 and encodes 716 amino acids. NCBI's taxonomy places the organism in Eukaryota, Viridiplantae, Streptophyta, Magnoliopsida, Rosales, Rosaceae. Gene Ontology annotation, cellular component: plasma membrane. Gene Ontology annotation, molecular function: ATP binding; protein serine/threonine kinase activity; polysaccharide binding.
UCGAACCCACUUUUCUUCGAUUGACAAGGGGUCUUCAUUAUAUAUAGUACAAGCACUAAGUGGCAAAGAAAACUUUUGGUUGAUAAUCUUUUACUUUUUAUUAUCCGAGCAUAGGAACAAUGCAAUCGCAAGCACUUCAUAUGAUGCUCUUAUUAUUAAUAUUCCUCGUGUUGUUGAUCAUAUGUACAUGUGCAGCAGCUGCAGCACAAGAGGUUUAUUAUCCGACAGCGAAGCCGGACUGCAACGAGACAUGCGGAGACGUCUUGAUCCCCUACCCUUUUGGAAUUGGACGCACAGAUUGCUACUUAGACGACUGGUUUGAAAUCGAGUGCAGCAACAACCUGUCUUCUAAAACUACCAGCUCUGCUCCUCAUUACAAGCCUGUUUUGAAGCGAGCCCAACUGGAGGUGCUGAAUAUUUCUAUUGGAGGCACGCUUCAGGUGAACAGCCCCGUUACCAAAUUCUGCAACGAAACUGGAAGUCCCCAAUUGGCCAAUUUGACCGGCAGCCCUUUCGUCUACUCUCAGGAAAAAAACAGAUUCACUGCAGUUAGCUGCGGCUUCCUUGCCGGGAUGGUAUCAGCAGAGUUUGUGGUUGGUGGCUGCAGGUCAGUUUGUGAUCAUCGGAAGUCUACUGCCUGUGAUAUUGGUAUCAACUGUUGCCAGACUACCAUUCCUCCAUAUCUCACUAUGAUGAACGCUUCCAUUCCAUACCAAGGUGAAACUCGAAACCCCGACUGCGACGACUAUGCGUUUCUGGUUGACAAGGAUUGGUUUGAGAGAUCAUCUUCUGCUCAUGCAGUCAAGAGUAGAAGGCACGUUCCUGUGGUGCUAGAAUGGAAUAUAAUCAACUCUACUUCUUCAUUCGCAUUAUUUGGAAGCUACGUUACAGAGAAUUUUGAUCCUUAUUAUUAUAAUAAUUAUAAUUAUUAUAAUGAUACGGUUGCAUCCUUCUGCAAUAUCUACACUUUGGAUUCCAACAAUCGCUCAACGCUUUCUUGUUACUGCCCAUAUGGCUUUGAAGGAAAUCCCUAUCUUCUUGAAACUUGUCAAGGUCUUGGUGCGGGUCUUGGACUGUUACUUUUGCUUGUCGGUGCUUGGUUGGGAUACAGAUUCCUAAAGAAACGCCAUACCAUGAAACGCAGGGAGAUGUUCUUCAAGCGAAAUGGUGGAUUAUUAUUAGAGAAACAAUUGUCGUCAGGUGAAGUUAAUGUUGAGAAAAUCAAGCUAUUCAAAUCAAAGGAGUUGGAGAAGUCCACUGACAAUUUCAACACUGAUAGAAUUCUUGGCCAGGGAGGCCAAGGUACUGUUUACAAAGGCAUGAUGACUGAUGGAAGAAUUGUUGCUGUGAAAAAAUCUAAAAUAGUGGACGAAAGCCAACUUUCAGAUUUCAUCAAUGAGGUUGUCAUUCUUUCACAAAUCAACCACAGAAAUGUCGUUCAACUAUUGGGUUGUUGUUUGGAGACGGAGGUUCCCAUUUUGGUGUAUGAAUUUAUACCUAACGGAAACCUUUCCCAGUAUAUCCAUGAGCAGAAUGAGGAGUUCCCACUUACAUGGGAAGUUCGCUUACGAAUUGCCUUGGAAGUUGCAGGAGCUCUUUCCUACUUACAUGCUUCAGCUGCCUUUCCCAUUUAUCACAGAGACAUCAAGUCUAGCAACAUACUCUUGGACGCAAAAUACAGAGCAAAAGUUGCUGACUUCGGAACUUCAAGAUCAGUUGCCAUUGACCAAACUCACCUCACCACACUUGUACACGGCACAUUUGGUUACUUGGACCCCGAAUACUUUCAAUCAAGCCAAUUUACGGAGAAAAGUGACGUGUAUAGCUUUGGAGUUGUCCUUGUUGAGCUCUUGACAGGGCAAAAACCAAUUUCUUUUAGAAGGUCACAAGAAGAAGGCAAAAGUCUUGCCACAUACUUCAUUACUUCGAUGCAGUUAGAUCGCCUGUUCGAAAUUCUUGAUGCUGAAGUUGUACAAGGAGGGUCUAAAGCAGAUAUCAUAUUAGUUGCUAACCUUGCAAGAAGAUGUUUGAAUUUGAGUGGAAGAAAGCGCCCUACAAUGAGAGAGGUCACUGCAGAGCUGGAGGGGAUUCAGAUGUCAGAAAAAACUUCUAAUGGUGGACAAAACUAUGAAGAGGUUGAAUAUGUUAGGACUGACCCAACUGAGCCUUGGGAUGUUGCUUCAAGUUCAACUGGAACAGGGCCAGGUUUGGAUGGUGGUCCUUCUUCGUCAUUACAUGAAAUUCCACUAUUACCUUACAAGUCAUGGUGA